AUGAGUACGGCUCCUCCAAGACAUAUACAGAAUGACCUCAGCACUCUAUUAAGACGAGAACCUGCUGAUAAAGAUUCCAUUGAACAUAAAGACUGGGAGCUGGCCUAUUUAAAGUUGCAAUUGGAGAGAUCCAGACUGACAGUGAGAAUUGUGCGAGAUGGCAAAAACAAACAAAUAGCAGAAAUGAAAAGAGCAUCGACUUGCUCAAUAGAAUCACUACGUCAAUCAAUGAAGCAUGAAAUGGAUCAAAUCGAAAGAACAUUUACAAAUCAAUUGGCGCAUCAGACAGCUGAUAUUGAGAGAUUGAAGCAUUUAUGUAACCACUAUAGAGACCUAGUAUCUUUUCAUCAAGCAGCCAGUAAUGGAGACGCAGUGGUGGAUAAGUUGAGCAUCAAAAUAGACGAACUGGAAACCCACAUCGACAAUCAGAAUGGCAUCAUUCAAGAGCUGGAAGAUGCUGUUGUUGAAUUGCAGACCAAGAACUUGCAAUUGACGUCGAAUGUGUCGAAAACUAGCCAAGUUGACAAGGAUAAGAUGGAUAUCUUGAUGAGAGAGAAUCAAGAACUGCAAUGCAAAAUGGAUGCCCAGGAUAACAAGAUACUGAAGUUAGAGUCUGCAAUUGCUGAUUAUGUCCAGAGGGAAAGGACACUGAUAGCACAAAAUGACUCGCUUGCCAAAGAAAACCUAGAGCUCAUUGCCAAAUGUCGAAAAUUACAUGAGCAGGUGGGCUCCACUGCAAAACCAACCUUUAAAGCAAAGACUGUAUACCAACGAAAGCCCAAUUUGACACAAAAGUCAUUGAAUACAAUGUUCCACGAUCAAGCAUCAUCAUCUACAGCAUCUUCGCCUGCAUCAACGCAGUCAGCGCCAUCUCCAAGUGUAUCCACUACCACACAUACAGCAGUUACAGCAACAACAUCUACCACAACAUUUACCAAUACUGAAACAUCCAGCGAGAAUACCAGCAAAAUACCUUUAAAGCGACCUUUAUCGACCACACUAUCAGACAAGACAAACAGCAAAGUUCCAGUGCUGACACGAGACACCAAAGAAAAGGGUGAUGCUGUGAAAGUAAAGCAAGAGCAAGUUGAUCUUGAUUUAACCACGGCGACCGAAAAUGUGCCAGAUCAGGUUACUCAUAUAACUAAAGAUACCUCAGCAAUCAGAAAGAAGCCAAAAAACAACACUUCUGUUACGACUGCAUCAACAUUCCCCGUGCGACAAACAGCAAGGCCUACAUCUGCUCCAACCACACCCGCUUCUUUCACAACUUGCAAUGCCAGUCAUCGCAGAGGUAGAAGCAACAUGAUAGGAGGGACCUGUACAGCAUGUGUUAACUUUUACGGUACCGAGACAAUCACGGCAAACAUUGAUGGGCAGCAGUUGGAAUUGACAGGAGAAGAUCGCAUUCAACACAAUUCCAGACACAGACACCAUCGCAAUCAACGUUCCAACACCCCACCCGGCUUCUGGGAUCUGGAUUUCCAGACACCUGAAAGACCUUAG
Molecule: messenger RNA, 1506 nt
Organism: Mucor velutinosus
Lineage: Eukaryota; Fungi; Mucoromycota; Mucoromycetes; Mucorales; Mucoraceae
Gene: SDA1
Product: Severe Depolymerization of Actin
Exons: 7
Coding region: 1-1506 (501 amino acids)
Biological process (GO): DNA repair
Source: RefSeq, a predicted model, not a curated record